AUGCUGAAUAGGUGGAGUAUCGCUCUAGCCGCAUAUAACUAUGACAUCCAGCAUCGUCCAGGAAAGAAAAUCCCGCAGGCCGAUUUCUGCUCUCGCUUCUCACGAAUUUCUGAGGCCGAACAGUGUCAUUUAAUCUCUCCAAUAUUACCAGUGUCCCCGGAAUCUUUAUGCAAAUCUAUCAAACAGUACUACUCAGUCAUACUCUCAGCGAUCAAGAAAGGCUGGUCACCAGAGGUAAGGAGAAAGUAUCCUCAAUUCUCUGCUCACCGAGAGGAGUUGUCACUACAAUUGAAUGGUGUAUUGUGUUGCGACGAUCGAUUGGUAAUCCCACCGCCACUACGGAAGACGGUACUAGAAGAAUUGCAUAAAGGACAUAUGGGGGUGGAGAAGAUGAAAUCAUUGACUCGACAGAUGUUUUGGUGGCCGGAGUUGGACACAGACAUUUACGCAACAGCCAAGAACUAUUCGGUUGGCNGGCUUGGGCCUGCCGAAGGCUUGGGGUCUACACCCACAAUGGACAAUUUGGCUCCGGCAAUGGUUGUUGGGCGCGGUUGUAUCCACCGUUCAGACUACAUGCGUCCGCAUUCCGGACCAGGUUGA
This is a messenger RNA of Echinostoma caproni, 600 nucleotides long. The record is from the annotation of a GenBank genome assembly. NCBI's taxonomy places the organism in Eukaryota, Metazoa, Platyhelminthes, Trematoda, Plagiorchiida, Echinostomatidae.